UUGCAUGACGUGUACUCUAAAACUCCCACUCAAUACUCAUUCUCCUUAUACCUCACUUUUAAGUAUUUAGGUCAAGUUCUUGCACAAACAAAAGCAUAAUUAUUAGCAUCUCCACAACAACAUUAAGCACAAUCAAACACCAUUUUAUCAAUGGAUCAAGAAAACAUAUUGACCCGCAACAUCUCAUCAUGGGAAACAAGAAAACCCACUUGCCAUGUUCCAAAUUCAUUAUCCAUUGAACAAAAUGACAAACUCAAGUGCAAGUCUCUUAUUGAUGAUGAUGACGAUGAAGCCAAAGAGGUAUUAGAGCAUAAUAAUCACGAGAAUGAUAGUUACAAGGUUGAGGAAAUUACGGGGCGUGAGAAGUUGAAGAGGCAUAGGGAAGAAGUGAAGGGAAAGAUUGAAUUACCAAAAAAUUGGGAGAAGGAAAAGAUGUUGAAGGAGUGGGUGGAUUAUACUACGUUUGAUGCAUCAUUUGCUCCUCAUAAAUUGAUUGUUAUUGCUCGUGAUGCACUUAUUGAGGAUGCACGUAAAGCAAGGUCACAAAGAUUAAGGAUCCACACUUAGUUUGUUUAAUUUAUUUCUUUUGAAUUAAUGUUCUUGCUUUUCCAUAAUAAUUAUUCAUGAAUUCAACGCUGCUUUUUCUCAUUGUUGUUAUUUGGCUCAACAAAUGGGAAAGAAAUUAGAACAAAGCAUAUAGUAUGUAACAUGCAUUUUGUGUGUGUUUAUAGAAUCUUUUUCAGAUCUAAUUUUCUUCUUCUUUUUUUAAUAUUGAUCACAUGUCUUGUCUAAUAUGUAUGCACGAAUCACCACGUAGCCCAAAAUAAAACAUGCAAACCUAAAACCCAAGUUCAAAAGUUUAAAAAUUGAAUGAACAUCAUAUAAUUUUUUAGUGUAAA
This is a messenger RNA of Cicer arietinum (chickpea), 899 nucleotides long. Lineage: Eukaryota; Viridiplantae; Streptophyta; Magnoliopsida; Fabales; Fabaceae. The record is from RefSeq and is a predicted model, not a curated record.